UUUACCGUACCCGCCAAAUUUCCAAUUCCCUCUCCCUCCAAAUGUCACACUCAGUAGAAGAGCAACUCUCCCUCUUUCGUUACCUCCUCCAAACCAGAAGUUUCAACGAAUCCACGCUCCGAUUUCUGGAUUCGCUUUUGGUCUCCAAAGAUGUGAAAUCGUUGAUCGAAACUCGAUCCAGCUUGAAGCAGCUCCUCAAAUCUGAAUCAAUGUCCAUUAUUCAUUCAAUCGCCGCAGAAUCCGUCCACGAUAAGCUCGUCGUUCUCGAUUUCUUCGUCCACGCUUUAGCUCUUGUUGGAGAUCUAGAGAGUUGUUUGGCUCUGAGAUACGAGGCUUUGGUUAUGCGAGAUCUCAAAUCUGCAAGUUUUCAUUUGCUUCAAGUUUCGCCAGUAGAAUGGUUGAAUUUUGUGGAGGAUGCUGUGAACAACGGUUUUCACUCCGUUGCAGUGAAGGCAUGUGAAAAUGCAUUGCGGUGCAUUGAAAAUAACGAUGUGCAAAAGCUUGGAAGAGACAUGCUUCCUGAAAAUUUGAAGGCUACUACUAUCAGCGAGAUUACUAGGCUCAGGAACUUUGCACUGACAUCAGUUUCUUCACGUUCUGUUCAGGUGCAAGCAACAGAGUACCUAGAAAGGAAAACAAGAGAGCAGCAAAAGUUGAACUUACCAUUCAAAGAAAAACGAUGUCUAGCAAGCACUUCUUUCAGAAAUGGAAUUAAAAGACAAAAUAUGCGAAAGUUACAUGAACGACAAGGCCUUUUGCAGGUGAAUGGUGUACUACCUGAACGGCAUCCCAAUUUGAGUUAGGUUGGUUUAGGAGGAGGAACACAAAGACUUAAGUGGUAAAGAGGUUACAGGUUCAGCUCCUUUUACCUACUAUUUGUAUUAUCAGUUAGAAAAACUGUGAUUUGCCCGUUUUGUGGACAGAAAUUGCAAAUCUGAGUUUCUUUUAUCAAGAUCAACAGCUUUUUAAUUUUUUCCGAUAAAAAAAGCUAUCUCACUUGAUUCAUUAAUCCUCGUUGUUAAGCAAGCUCUUUUGAUUGUUUUGACUAGAAGUUCUUUUGAUAACAAAACCUUGGAAUGGCAAGUCUUAAGAUCUGUAUCUUAGUAAUGCUAAAAUUCAUCUUGAGUUUGACAGUUUUUCAGAUAUUUAGGAAAAUAUAGAAGGGAAUACAGUCAUUUUCAUCGUUAAAUGUGUGAGCUAUGGUCAAUAUAUUUUGUAAUUUGUGAGGCUAAAUUGAUCAAUCAAAAAUAGAUUUGGGAUUCAAACAAAUCAAAGAAAGACAAUUUAAGGAUAGAUCUCCUCCAUGAAAAAUAUACUUAAAUUUUAUUUUUAUAAUUUUUAUACACUCACAAACUAUAAAAUGGUUGACUAUUUAAUUAUUGUUACUUCUCACACACACAUAUGUACCAUUUAGACAUACAUCAUUGUAGAUAUAGUCAAUAGCAUGCAGAGAUCAAGCUAUCAAGAAAAAGUUCAUGUUCUUGACUUCUCCUAAUAGACUUGGAUCCUCUAGAGUUACAUUUUGAAAAUGAAUUGUUUUGAAAUCG
Vicia villosa (hairy vetch) is the source of this 1547-nucleotide messenger RNA. Its product is annotated as protein DOUBLE-STRAND BREAK FORMATION-like. The coding region runs from base 42 to 803 and encodes 253 amino acids. The transcript has 6 exons. NCBI's taxonomy places the organism in Eukaryota, Viridiplantae, Streptophyta, Magnoliopsida, Fabales, Fabaceae. Gene Ontology annotation, biological process: meiotic DNA double-strand break formation. The record is from RefSeq and is a predicted model, not a curated record.